AGGACAUUACGAAGUCCCAGUUACUUCUCUAUCAUCCAAACAGUUUCUCAUCUUCCCUCGAAGAGAUUAUUCGACUCCAGCACUCUCCCUUCAUCUAGAACGUCCAUCCCACCAUUACUUCGUAUUAUCGCUCGUCUGUUUUCGACUUCCCGAUGGGAUCUAUAUUCCUUGCUCGAAGACUCUUCAAAAAUGAUGGUAGCGAUCCAGUGUGUCCAGCAGAGGACUCGGCCGGCCCAGCUAUCGUUCCCUUCGUUGGCAACAUAACUUUUCACACCUUCGCAACGAUACUAUCCGGCGCCUGUGCCAUUGCUAGCUGUUUAAUGUGCUCCUUCCUCAUCCUCCAACAUGCAAUAAACUACUCGAAUCCAGUGCAGCAACGCCAAAUUAUGCGAAUAAUUCUUCUUGUCCCCUGGGUGGCCGUCUUUGCCUUUCUUUGUGUGUGGCUUGAAGGAGCGGGCGAAUACCUUUUCGAGUCGCUUGACUUCGGGUGUUCAAUCGCCUUGUCGUCAUUCCUCCUCUUUUUGUGCGACAUCAUUCUUUCUGAUACGCAUGGAUUUGAUGCGCUGUUUGGGGAGGGAGCCUGGUCAAGAGGGCAAUUUUCGACGAACAGUCCCAAGUGGCUGAAGCAUACCUGGUACGCAGUACUCCAAUUCAUUCCAGUUAGCAUCAUCAUCUGGCUGGCGACCGUUAUAUCAUUGGCAGCUGGCACGUACUGCUCUACGUCAAAUAGCCCGCACUUUGUCCACAUCUGGACUCAAGUCAUCAAAAUGAUUGGAACAACCAUUGCAAUCGUGGCAAUUCUACGCUUCUACAAGCGCAUGAAGCCAAGUCUAGCACCACAUAAAGUUUUCACGAAGCUCUUUGCUUUCAAAGGCAUCAUCGGUCUCAAUGUCGUUCAAAGUUUCAUCUUUGGCAUCCUUGUCUCCUCUAACGUAAUUAACCCCUCUAAAUACUUCACCUACGAUGACCUCACUGUGGGCCUACCUUCUCUCCUCUUAGCCUGCGAAAUGCCGAUCUUUGCCGUUUUGCUCAUCUUCGCAUACUCCGCAUCCCCUUACAAAGGACAAAAAAUUACCUCUAAUAAAGGUCCGAUCCGAGCGUUAGUCGACGCAUUCAAUCUCUUAGACAUUUUGUCGGCGUUCGUGAGAGGGCCGAUGAGAUUGGUCAGGGAGCAGAAGAAGGUGAUUUUGAGGGAAGAUAGUGUGAGGUUGAUGCAGGUGGAUAGCCCCCCGCCAAUGUACGGAGAAAUUGAGAUGGGCAGAGUAAGAAGGGAUGAGAACGUUUGAGUGAUUGUGGAUGUUAUUAGCUUUGUUUUCUGCGGUUCCUGAGAUCUUCUUCCGGCGUAUGUUUUUGUAUUUUGUGGGCCCUGAGGCUUCAC
This is a messenger RNA of Lindgomyces ingoldianus, 1378 nucleotides long. RefSeq lists its product as uncharacterized. The record is from RefSeq and is a predicted model, not a curated record. Gene Ontology annotation, biological process: transport. The transcript is spliced from 3 exons. Gene Ontology annotation, molecular function: transporter activity. Lineage: Eukaryota; Fungi; Ascomycota; Dothideomycetes; Pleosporales; Lindgomycetaceae. The coding region runs from base 153 to 1286 and encodes 377 amino acids.